CGUGUUUAAGGGCGGAGCUUGGUGGAGUCGUCUUGGGGGAACCGCGGUCUGUGUAUCCGGAGUCAGGAGAAGGAGAGGAAAAGAUCCCACCCUGAAGAUCCAGGUUCCGCUGAAGUUCUCCAGCUCACGCCGCGUGUAGGGAAGAUGAACAGCGUCAUGAACAGCAUACUGAGACACACGGCGCGGGCUGCGGGCGCCCGCUGGAUGUCCUCCUCGUCCUCAGAGGAAGUGCUGAAGAACCUGGAGCAGAUCGUGAAGAAGGACAAGGUGGUGGUGUUCAUGAAGGGAACUCCGGCGCAGCCCAUGUGCGGUUUCAGCAAUGCCGUGGUGCAGAUCCUCAGGAUGCAUGGAGUGGAGAAAUACUCCUCUUACAACGUGCUAGAGAACCAGGAGCUCAGACAAGGUGUGAAGACGUUCUCCAACUGGCCCACGAUCCCUCAGGUGUUCUUCAAUGGAGAGUUUGUGGGUGGAUGUGACAUUCUCCUGCAGAUGCACCAGAGUGGAGACCUGGUGGAGGAACUGGACAAACUGGGCAUCAGAUCAGCUCUGCUUGAUAAAACCACACCCUCUCAAUAAAGUGUGUGUGUGUGUGUGUGUGUGUGUGUGUGUGUGUGUGUGUGUGUGUGUGUGUGUGUGUGUGUGU
Molecule: messenger RNA, 643 nt
Organism: Silurus meridionalis
Lineage: Eukaryota; Metazoa; Chordata; Actinopteri; Siluriformes; Siluridae
Gene: glrx5
Product: glutaredoxin 5 homolog (S. cerevisiae)
Exons: 2
Coding region: 145-576 (143 amino acids)
Source: RefSeq, a predicted model, not a curated record